AUGUCAUUGUUCACAGCAUCAAGGAAACCAAAGCAGAUUAGAAAAAAGACAACAUCCUCUUCCUCCUCCUCCUUUGAUAAUGAUGAUGAUAAAGUUGUCAACUCAAACAACAACAACAACAAUGAUAUUGAUAAUGUAGUCGAAACCCAACCAAUGAUUAUUGAACCAAUCAUUCAAUCAACCAACAAUCAACAACUCAACAAUGACGACGACGACGAAUCACAAAGAAAAAGAGCACAGAGAACAAAGGUCGCACAGAGGCAGCAGCAGUCAUCUGGAAAGAAGAAGGUUGCAACUACAACAACUUUACUCAGCUUUGGUGAGGAUCAUGAUGAUAAUGAUGACAAUGAUAUCACAUCAACAACAAGUACAACAACAACAACAACAACACCUGUCUACUCAUUGGAGAACAAGACCCUUGGUACUAUAAAGAGGAAUGAUUUCUCAAUCACAUCUACUGCAACUACGUACUCUACACACAUGCCAUCAUCUGGUGAAUACACCAAAGAGAGAUUGAACAUUUUAAAGAAGGAGCAAACUGCUGCAUCUGCUGCAGCAGCUGCUGCAACAUCAUCAUCAACAACGACGAAUGGUGAUAUUGAUGAUACAAUGAUCAUUGACAUUGAUAGAAUGGAUGAUGAUCAAGAUGGUGUUGGUGGUGGAUCAAUAAUACCAACAAGAGAACAGAUCAAGGCGGCAUUGGACAAAAGAAGACGUCUACAAGAGGGCAGUAGAGAUGGUGACGACAACGACCAACACUCAAAUGGAUUCAUUCCACUAUCAUCCUCGUCAACAACUACUCACAGUACAAAGAAUGGAGACAGCAACAGCAGCAGUAACAAGAUAUCAUUUGGUGAUCCUGGAAAGGAUAGUAACAAACUCAACAAGAUUGAUGAUAGUCAAUACUCAAAGAAUGUUAUCAUUGGUGGAUCACGUAGCACUAUGAACAAUGAUGAUGAUGAAGAGGAGGAAGAAGAGGACGAGGAGUUGACACGUUGGCAAUUUGAACAGAUCAAGAAAGGUGGAGGAAUCAAGGAGAGUGUUACAUUGGACUCUCAGAUUAGAAAGCAUCAACAAGACCUCCUAAACACUCCACCUCCUCAACAACAACAAUCAAUUGUAAACAUCAUCAACAAGGACAUUGACAUUGGUGGCAAUGGUGGCGUAUCAUUCAUUGAAUCAUUAUGCAAGGAUAUGGAACUAUCACUGGAUCGUCUAUCCGAUGUAUACAAUUCACAUCGCUCAGAACUCUCGCGUGUCGAACAUGCAUUACAGUUGGCCCAAGAACAGACUACAACGUUAGAGUCAAGACAACAUGUCAAUGAUGAUGAACUAUCAUACUUUACAGAGUUUGAGACGUACAUUAAGAACAUGACUGAUUGUUUGGAGGAGAAGGUGCCACUUAUCGAGUCGUACGAGGAGAGAUUGAUGGAGUUGGAACGAGAUCAUUCCGCUGCACUAAGGAAACAGAUCAAUGAUUAUAUACAUGAUUUGGAGAGUCAGAUUGACUUUGGUCAACAACAGCAACAACAACAACAGGACAUGCAAGUUGAUGAGUUUGGUAGAGAUAGAUCAUACUUUGAAACUGCAUCAAGAGAGAAACGAAUGGCACAUGUUAGAGAAAAGAGAAUGGCAAAGAAGGAAUCUAGAAUGGAUGAACAAGUCAAUGGAUCAGAAGAUGAUGAUGAACAAGAGUUAUAUGACAGUGACGAGGAAUCAUAUUAUAUGAACGAGAGAAACAAGGCAUUGUCAUUGAUCAGACAGGUACUUGAUGAUGUGGACGAAGAGUACAGUACAAUCAGUAUGGUCAGAGACAAGUUUCAACAUUGGAAGAUCAAAGACUAUAGAUCAUACAAGAGAAUCAACAUUGGAUAUAUUAUACCCUACAUCUUUGCACCAUUCCUAAGAUUACAACUCAUUGAUUGGAAUCCAUUGAAAUCAGUCAACUUUGACACUCUUCAAUGGUACACUGAUCUAAUGGAUUAUGGUAUUGUACCAAAUUUAACAUUGGACCAAGAUGACCCUGAUCCAGACUUGAUACCAAAGCUUGUGAUUAAGGUGAUCAUUCCAAAGGUGGAAUAUUAUAUCACCUACAUCUGGAAUCCAUUAUCUCAAGAACAAAGUAAACAUCUCAAAGAAACGAUCGAUGAGAUACAUGUGUAUGUGGAGAACAAGGAGGAGUUACAAGCACUCUAUACUCAGAUCUAUGUGUCGUUAAAGAAUAGUUCUGAUGUCAUCACAAUUCCAAUCACUGAUAAGGAUAGUGAUGAUAUUAAGGAGUUCACAACGAUGAUGUUCACUAGAUGCAUUCGUUUGGUCAAAGCAGUAUCUGUAUGGUCUGGCAAAUUGGACAAUGCCCUCUUUACACAAUUACUACUGGAUGAUAUUAUCAAUCGCAAGUUGUUACCAUAUCUUGGACUAGUGGCCAUGAACAAUCCAGACAAGUCACUCAACUUGUGGUCACAGCUUGUUCAAGCCAUGGAGUCGAUACAACUCAACAACAACAAUGCUGCAUCCAAGUUGAACAAUGCCAUCCACAUGUUGAAAGAGUUGCGAAACAUGUCGUUCAACAAUGACAAGAACAAACAAUUACAAUGCGAGAAUCUGGCCAAUCAAUUGUUGAUAAAAGUUGGACAACAACAUUAA
This is a messenger RNA of Acytostelium subglobosum LB1, 2646 nucleotides long. RefSeq lists its product as hypothetical. Gene Ontology annotation, molecular function: DNA binding. Bases 1 to 2646 code for a protein of 881 amino acids. Gene Ontology annotation, cellular component: nucleus. Lineage: Eukaryota; Evosea; Eumycetozoa; Acytosteliales; Acytosteliaceae. The transcript has 3 exons. Gene Ontology annotation, biological process: mRNA splicing, via spliceosome. The record is from RefSeq and is a predicted model, not a curated record.